Thunnus maccoyii (southern bluefin tuna) is the source of this 2551-nucleotide messenger RNA. RefSeq names its product L-seryl-tRNA(Sec) kinase (gene pstk). The record is from RefSeq and is a predicted model, not a curated record. NCBI's taxonomy places the organism in Eukaryota, Metazoa, Chordata, Actinopteri, Scombriformes, Scombridae. Gene Ontology annotation, molecular function: tRNA binding; kinase activity. The transcript is spliced from 6 exons. Bases 90 to 1154 code for a protein of 354 amino acids.
GUAGCUUUUUUUCCGUUGUGACGCGGAAGUCAGCUGUAAGCUAUAACAACAUGUGAAAAGCAGAUCGGGGCUGUCUGGUUGUAACCUACAUGGCAGCGGAGCGGGCUGGGAGUGUCGGCCGGGCUCCGGCCUGUCUGUGUGUCCUCUGCGGGCUGCCUGCAGCCGGGAAGUCCACGCUUUCCCGCACGGUCUGCAUCACCGCUGCACAGCAAGGGUGGAGGUCCACUGUGGUGUCCUAUGAUGACCUGAUCCCCGAGCAUGCGUUUCAUGCCACAGUGUCAGGCGAAGAUGCCAAACUGCAAGAAAUGCACACUGAAUGGAAGUUGCACAGACAGGCAGUGUUGCAGUGUAUUGAGCAGUUCUUGAAGAAGCCUGAAGUGUUGGCGAUGCUACCUAGCAGUUGUCAGAUCAACAGUGCUGCAUGGGAAAGAUGCAUCCAAGCUCUGCUGGAGCCGGAAACUUCAGAGCGCUCUCAGGCUGACAGGGCACCACUCGUGUUUCUACUAGAUGACAACUUCUACUAUCCAAGCAUGAGAUAUGAAGUUUUCCAACUUGCAAGAAAGUAUUCGCUGGGCUUUUGCCAGGUGUAUCUGCAGUGCAAUUUGGAGUCAUGCAUCAGCAGAAACCAGAGCAGGUCUGAGCCCAUUCCCACUGAGGUGAUAUUGGAGAUGACAAAGCGUUUAGAGUCUCCAAAUCCACAGAAAAACUCAUGGGAGACAAACAGCAUUUUACUCAACACUACAGACAGUGUUUCCAAAAAUGACAUCCAGAGGGUGAUGGAGUUGAUCUCCUCUGCACUGAGCAACCCGCUGAGCCCGGUUGAGGACAACACGGAACAAAAGGAGGCUGACCGCCAGAAAUGUGCCGCUAGUGUGGUUCACCAGGCAGACAAGACCUGUCGACGCCUGAUCUCUGAAGCGAUGAAGACUGCCAGAGAAAGUCAAGUUCGCCCUGAUUAUAUGAGGUCCUUGGCCACUCAGCUGAACGAAUCCAAAGCGAGAUUUCUUCACAACCUGCGGAAACAGUUCCUACAGGAAGUGCCUUUCAAUCAAGAAGAGGACAUCGAUGUGGAACGUGUGGUGAAAAGAGCAGUGGAUGUUUUUGACAGUGAAAAAAAGGAACUCUUGUUGAGAAUCAUAAAUGACAAUUCUUGAGUUUUGACAAUGGUAAAUUUAAUCACAUAAAAGGUCACAAGUGAAACUGUGAUAAAGUAAAUUGUAUUUGAUUUAUUUUUCUGUUUUUGCUGCUGAUCAUAUGUUCUUCAGUUAGUGGGACCUUUGUGGGGCUACAUGAAACAAACACUUGAAUGUAAUAUAUAUAUCAUUUUAUCAUUUCACUUUGUAAUUAAAACUUUAAAUAUUUUUUGAAAACCAGAGUUUCCUCACAACUAAUUUCUCAAACUCAAGAUAAGGUGAUACACUAGAAGUCAUCUACAUGGUUUCACCAAAUGUGGUGUAAAAUGUUAAUCAGGUAACAUUUUAAUGUUUUUUGCCAGAAUACAUAAUAUACUGAAGAUUUCACUCAAGGCAAUAAGUCUUUACUUUAGACCAAGACUUAAACAAAAUAAAAAACUAGUUCCAUUUUAUUUUUCUUUACUGCUCAUCCUCUAGAGGAUCACAGGGGAGCUGAAGCCACUCUCAGCUGACAAUAGGUGAGAGGUGGUGUCGCCAGUCAAUUACACAACCAUUCACACUAACAUUAACACCUAUGGGCAAUUUAGAGUCACCGAUUAACCUAACCUGCAUGUUUUUGGUCUGUGGGAGGAAGCCGAAGGAACUCAUGCAGGCACGGGGAGAACAUGCAAAUUCCACACAGGUGUGCUGGAUCCCAGAGUCCUCUCGCUGUGAGACAACCGUGCUAAUCACGACACCACCGUGCUGCAUCCAAAAAAAAAAGUAACAUUAUACCUAACAAUCUGAGGGUCACCUUGCACCUUUACAGUGUCUCAACAUCAGCUACAAUACAAAGAAGUUGCUACAGUGAAAAUUGGUUUACACAGUACCACAAAAACUACUCAAGACAAUGUAUAAAUAUUUGUAGAAAAAAGUUUCAAUGGUAUAAAUUAGUACCAAAAAAAGAGCGCUAUUGAAAUCCUUCUGAAAUAUUACUAACUGAUUUGGGCAACACCUUCUGCAGUCUAUGAUGGGAGGUAUAAAUAAAUAUCAGGACAGAGAGCAGGAUUGUGGGUAAGGCUGGACACAAACUAAAUGUUUUGAACAGAAAAUGAGCCAGUUUGGCUGUCAGUCUCCAAACAUCGGCUUCAGUUUUUUCAAAAACAUACCAAGCUGGUGAGCUCAUGAUGUUCAGUGUUAAAUACUGUUAAGUGGUAUUUUAUUUAAAGUGUUUUAUAUCUAGAUGCCUAUGUAAUAGUGAUUUACUUCAAGAGCUGAGUGAAAUGCUGGUGAAUCAAUGGAAAGCAAAAACCAUGAUUACAUAUGCCAAACACAUGUAGCUGAAUUCACAAAGGACAGUGGUCAGUGGUUCUCAAACUGUUUCACGUCAAGGACCCCUAAACUGACACAAUUAGACCACAGACCCCCAUUCGAUAAGA